AUGUGUUCUCGUUUGAUAUUUCGAUCAAUUCGACAUCCUGUACCAUUAUUAAUUUAUAAUCGUUUUCUAUCUUUAACACAAGUUCACUCAACUGCUGCAACAAAAUUAAAAGAAACACCUAGUACAAAUCUUGAAACACUAUCAACAAAAACGAAUAUAGAAAAAGCAGAUGAAACAAAAAAAUCAUCAUCAUCAUCAUCAGAUAAAACAGUAAAUUCUUCAGCUACAAAUGUUUCUGAUCUAACUAAAGUGUAUUCGGAAAAACUUCAUCGAAUUGUUGAUGAAAUAAGUACAUUGUCGUUGGUUGAAGUUAUGGAUUUGAAUGAAUUAUUGAAAAAAACGCUCAAGAUACAAGACGUGCCGAUUGUGGCAUCGGGAGGAGGCAGUGCUAUACUAUCACCAGCUGCAUCGAAAAAGGAAGAAGAAGACGAAGACAUAAGUGCACGACCUACAUCUCAAUCUGUAUUUAAAGUACGUUUAAUUAAAUUUGAUGAUACAAAGAAAGUACCGGUUAUCAAACAAGUAAAAGAUGUUGUUGAAAACAUUAAUCUUGUUCAAGCAAAAAAAUUGGUUGAAUCAAUUCCUCAAGUUCUACGAGAUAAUCUAAGUAAAGCAGAUGCUGAAACCAUGAAAGCUAAAAUUGAAGCAGCUGGCGGUGUAUGUGUCAUUGAAUAA
Messenger RNA from Rotaria socialis, 675 nucleotides. The record is from the annotation of a GenBank genome assembly. NCBI's taxonomy places the organism in Eukaryota, Metazoa, Rotifera, Eurotatoria, Philodinida, Philodinidae.